UCCAGGACCCUUAGCACCCUGAUACACUUUCAGCAGCAGAACCAGCAAGUGUCCUUGGGCGAGUUGGUUUGUGGCAAGAGUGAGAGAAUCUCUUGAGUGAUCCGGGGACAUUCACAGGGCUGUCUGCGAAGGCCUGCCUCAUCCCGGGAAGCUGUGGGACUGGUCCCCUCAGCAACUUCCCCCUUGGCCCUCACUGCUUCACUCCCUCAGCUUCCGCUAUUGUCUCAGCCCCAAGGACAGGAAAUAGAGAGCAACAAAGAAAAGCAGAAGAAGGCAUCUUGGGAAUUGAUCCCUCUCCAGAGGGGCAAACUUGCAGGUCUGCAGUGGCCGGGCUGUGGGUGAGCUCUGCGGAGAAAUGACCCCAGGAGCCUGGGCUGUGUGGCCGCCCUUUCUGCUGCUGCUUCUCUGGCUCCCAGGCUGUUUUCCUCUGAGUAGCCUCAGCCCCGUGACGGGCUACGUGGGAAGAGCCCUGAGUGUGCAGUGUCAGUAUGAGGAAGACCACAGGUUAUACAGCAAAUACUGGUGCAGAGAGUCAAUGCUGGGAGUGAGAUGCAACAAGAUCGUGGAGACUGAAGUCUCCAAGAGAGAACUGAGGAAAGACCGUGUGUCCAUCACAGACCACCCAACCAAUCUUACCUUCAAAGUGACCUUGGAGCAUCUCACCCUGGAGGAUGCAGGCGCCUACAGGUGUGGGAUCAACCUACCCUGGAGCAAAGAUCUUGAAUUCCAGGUUGUGGUGUAUGUGCUUCCAACACCAACAUCAAGGACGUCUACAAUUGUCACUACAGCCAAGACCCUGACAACCAGAACCGAAGUUCAAGCUACGCUGUCCACCAGCUCGGCUGCCAAGAGCCCCACCCAAGGCUCCAGCCCUGAGGAGAGGCCCCGUGACUUCCAAGGCCAGAGCAUCUGGCCACUGCUCUCAGUGUUAGCACUUCUGCUGCUUCUGCUGAUGGGGGCCUCUUUGCUGGCCUGGUGGAGGAUUCAGAAGCGAAUCAAAGCCGAUAAACACCCAGAGCUGUCCGAGAACCUCAGGCAGGCUGCUGAGCAGAGUGAUCCCCAGUAUGUGAAUCUGCAGCUGCACAUGCUGUCCCUAAGGGAAGAGCCAGUGCCACCGAGGCAGGUAGACACGGAAUACAGCACUGUGACAUUGCCCAAGGACGACCUUCACUAUGCCUCGGUGGUGUUUGACUCACAGAAGCCAACCUGUAAUGCCAGCGAGGACCCUACUCGGGGGUCCCAAGGAGGAGAACCGGAGUACAGUGUGAUCCGGAAACCCACAGCUGGCCCCUCUGACCCUCACCAGCGACUCCUGUAGCCUGCUCCCCUCGAUGGUGACCACCAGACUCCCAGGCUGUCCUCUGAUGCCAUCAGCGCAGCUGGCUUCACUGAGGACAAGUGGGAGCCACGGCCAUGCAGGGACACAGGAAGCCCUCCAUCGCAACGGCUCUUGGCUCUGAGCUGCGGCGGCUGCAUGCCGGUGAUGUGUGGUGGAUGGAGACGCUCAGUCCCGGGUGGCUCUGGGAGGUGACAGAGAAUGGCACCUGCAGACGGCUUUGUAAUCUUGACCCCAUAGAAAUACCUGUGAUGGCUGUGGGUGGGGAGAACUGAUAAGAGCUACAGGGAUGCAGAAGCAGAGGGCACAAGGAACACUGAAUAUCAUCUCCUCCAUCUCACUGAUGAUGGAAACUGAGGCCAGAGGAGAGCCUAGUCCAUGACGUCAAGGUCAGUGGCAAGCUCCUGUGGACCCAGUUUGCUUUUAAAAACAUCUAGAAGGGAGAAGACUUACUGAAUGGUGCCUGCUACGGCCUGCAGGGCCCCGUUAAAGGAAGCUCCCAACUCUGAAGCCAGAGGAUGCAAGGACUUGGGAACAUCUGCCUGUGAGGAGCUGUCACUAGUGGGUGGGCGAGGGCCAGUCACAGCCAUUCUCCUCUGAAUGGAAAAUGCAGCAGAAUCUUCCAGGGUG
Molecule: messenger RNA, 1966 nt
Organism: Jaculus jaculus (lesser Egyptian jerboa)
Lineage: Eukaryota; Metazoa; Chordata; Mammalia; Rodentia; Dipodidae
Gene: Cd300a
Product: CD300a molecule
Exons: 7
Coding region: 356-1318 (320 amino acids)
Cellular component (GO): plasma membrane
Molecular function (GO): transmembrane signaling receptor activity
Source: RefSeq, a predicted model, not a curated record